Paramecium octaurelia is the source of this 471-nucleotide messenger RNA. Lineage: Eukaryota; Ciliophora; Oligohymenophorea; Peniculida; Parameciidae. The record is from the annotation of a GenBank genome assembly.
AUGUUGUACAAAAAUAUACUAACAUCUAUUGCAGGCAGUCCAUAGCAUCAGCAACAGACAGUCAAAUAAACUCAGAUGAAGAGUUUGAGAUAUGGGAUGAUAAUUAGGAUCUAAGAGUCAAAAAAAUAGUAUUAGAUGAUAAACAAUCUUCUAUCAGCCAGUUCCUACAGUUGUAUAAAGCUCGAUAUGGGUAUCUUAUAUGUUUAUUUAAGGGGAUUCCCAGGUUAAAAACAGUCUAUUCAAAAUGAAGAGGUAAUAAAAACUGCCAUUUCUUAUGCAUCGUCAAGUAAAAAAUUAUUCAAAAAAUAUUUCCCCUCUAAAUUUGUUCAAUUUGAUGAUCAAAUCGAUUACUCAUAGCCUUAUGAUAUCCAGGAGGAUCAACACUUUUAGACGUUCAAUAAAUUCUUUAGAAGCAAGAAACUAAAAACAACUCUAAAAGUAUCUUAACAUAAGAAAAGCCAAAAUUCCUGA